This is a messenger RNA of Racocetra fulgida, 658 nucleotides long. NCBI's taxonomy places the organism in Eukaryota, Fungi, Glomeromycota, Glomeromycetes, Diversisporales, Gigasporaceae. The record is from the annotation of a GenBank genome assembly.
UAAUUUAGAAAGAUUAAAUUUACGAAAUGUUGAAUUCACGGUAAACGACUAUGAUAAUUUUUCGAUAGACAUAAAAUUUUCUAAGCUAGUAUCUUUAGAACUAUUUGAUGUUAGAAUGGCUAAUCAAUAUUCCGAAAAAUCACUGGUUCAUUUAAUUGAACAGAUGAUGAAACAUUCCAAAUUAAUUAGUUUAGAUUUGGAACCUUUUAUUGGAGAUAAAUAUGAUAAGCUACUCGAAUUUAUUCCGAAUUAUUGUGCAGGUUUAACCGAAUUAACAUUGAAAAUAAAUGAAACAUAUGAAGAAACCAUGAAAACGAUUUUAAAGAUUUUACCAGCUUUGAAUAAACUUAGAAUUCUUCGUAUAGCGGAGGAUUGGGGAGGAAUUCAAUUGGAUGGAGGAAAAUAUAUUGAAAACUUAAUAUUACCCAACAAAUUACAUUUCUUUGAUGUUACAGGGUUAUUUUUUUCAGAUGAAUGGUUGAAAAUAUUUUUUGAGAAAUGUUGUUUUAAUUUAAAACAAGUAGUUUUAUUGCUUAAAAAUUACGAUGUUAAACAUGAACAAAUUAUUAAAACGUUUUCAUUGGAAAAAAGAAAGGAUAUUGAAGAAAUUAUUGUUUCAAUUGAUAAUAAAUCAGAGGUUACUAUUAAUUGGAGAUGA